Musa acuminata subsp. malaccensis (wild Malaysian banana) is the source of this 1131-nucleotide messenger RNA. RefSeq names its product flavanone 3-dioxygenase 2. The record is from RefSeq and is a predicted model, not a curated record. Lineage: Eukaryota; Viridiplantae; Streptophyta; Magnoliopsida; Zingiberales; Musaceae.
CAACCUCGACCUUCCUCGGCUGUCCAAGUAUUCUCUCUCUCUCUCUCUCUCUAGAUCUGUGCCUCCCUUCCAUGGCCGACCAACUUCUCUCCACCGCUCCUGACUACCAUAGCCUCCCGGAGAACUACAUCCGGCCGGAGGAUCAAAGACCUGUUCUCACUGAAGUCGUCAGCGACGCCCACAUCCCCGCCAUCGAUAUGGGGGCUCCCGAUAGGUCUCACGUUGUCUCUCAAAUCGGCCAUGCCUGCCGAUCUUACGGCUUCUUCCAGGUGGUGAACCAUGGAGUGCCAGUUGAGCUGAUGCUGAGGUUGCUGGUGGUCGCUCGAGAAUUUUUCCACCUCCCUCCGACGGAGAAGGCCAAGCUCUACUCGGAUGAUCCAACCAAGAAGGUAAGGCUGUCAACAAGCUCCAACAUCCGGAAGGAGACGAUCCGUAAUUGGCGAGACUAUCUUCGUAUCCAUUGCUACCCUCUCGAGGAGUACGUGCCGGAGUGGCCUUGUGAUCCUUCUUCUUUCAAGGAAGUCGUCAGCGCGUACUGCAAGGAAGUCCGUCAACUGGGCCUUCGUCUCCUGGAAGCAAUAUCUCUGAGCUUAGGUCUGGAGGAGGACUGCUUGGUGAAGGCGCUGGGCGAGCAAGGACAGCACAUGGCCAUAAACUACUACCCCAGGUGCCCGCAGCCGCAGCUCACAUACGGUCUGCCAGCCCACACGGAUCCGAAUGCUCUCACAAUUCUACUGCCGGAUCCGGACGUGGCUGGCUUGCAGGUUCUUAAAGAUGGCCGAUGGAUCGCCGUAGAUCCCCUUGCCCACGCAUUUGUCAUCAACAUCGGCGAUCAGCUACAGGCGUUGACCAAUGGUAAGUACAAGAGUGUUUUGCACCGAGCUGUGGUAAACCCAGAGAAGGAAAGGAUAUCGGUGGCAUCAUUUCUCUGUCCGUGUAACUAUGCAAUCAUCAGCCCUCCAGAGAGGCUCAUCAGCGAGGGAUCUCCGGCCAUGUACAGGAGCUACACUUACGAGGAGUACUACAAGAAGUUUUGGAGCAGGAACUUGGAUGAGGAGCCCUGCUUAGAGCUGUUCCAAAGCUAAUUGUACAAACGAAGGGACAGCCGAAACCAAAUAAAAGUAUAUUUUG